Molecule: messenger RNA, 3286 nt
Organism: Trematomus bernacchii (emerald rockcod)
Lineage: Eukaryota; Metazoa; Chordata; Actinopteri; Perciformes; Nototheniidae
Product: solute carrier organic anion transporter family member 1C1-like
Exons: 15
Coding region: 218-2275 (685 amino acids)
Biological process (GO): transmembrane transport; sodium-independent organic anion transport
Cellular component (GO): membrane
Molecular function (GO): protein binding
Source: RefSeq, a predicted model, not a curated record
CUUUUUAUUGACAUGAUCAACAAGUGCCCAUGAGUGGGUUACUGAUUACAGGUGAUUCACUAGUUGCUUUGAUAAGACUCUUGCUUCGAGCGCAAAGUCCUGCCAGGUACAUCGAGCCUUCAGCCACUUCACAGAAUCCCUUCCAUCUCUCAGAGGACCGCUGCUGCUCUCAGGUCCUUGCGUUUCUCCUUCUAUCUGUUGACCACGCAGCAGCAACAUGAGUGUGGACUCCCAAAAAGCGCGUAGAGCAUGUUGCGCCAACCUCAAGCUCUUCCUGGCCUCUAUGGCAUUUGUAUACUUUUCCAAAGCCUUUGCUGGCGCCUAUAUGAAGAGCUCCAUCACCCAGAUCGAGAGGCGCUUUGAUGUCCCCAGCUCCCUCAUUGGGGUUAUAGAUGGCAGCUUCGAAAUGGGUAACCUGUUGGUGGUCGCCUUUGUGAGCUACUUCGGUGCGAAGAUGCACCGCCCCAAACUGAUCGCUAUUGGCUGUGUGAUGAUGUCUGCAGGAUGUUUCCUCACAGCCCUGCCUCACUUCCUGCAGGGAAUGUAUAAAUAUGAGACCAGUGUGUAUCACAAUAGUGAUGUCAACAGCACUGAGAGCUUCCUGCCCUGCCUGUCCAACCACACCCUGGCUGAAGCCGAUAAAAUGCCCGAUUUAGAGACCAGAACAGCUUGUGAAAAGGCAGCCGGCUCCUCCAUGUGGAUCUAUAUAUUCUUCGGAAACAUGCUGCGUGGAAUCGGAGAAACUCCCAUCAUGCCUCUGGGUAUUUCCUACCUGGAUGACUUCUCCAGAGAAGAAAACACUCCUUUUUAUUUGGCCUGCAUCCACACAGUGGGAAUCCUGGGACCGAUGUUCGGGUUCAUGCUCGGGUCAUUCCUUUCCAAGAUCUACGUGGACAUUGGAUCUGUGGAUUUAGACGCUGUCACCAUCAACUAUAAGGACUCCCGCUGGGUGGGGGCUUGGUGGCUGGGCUUCAUAGUGACCGGCACCGUGAUCCUGCUGUCCAGCAUACCCUUCUGGUUCCUGCCCAAGUCUCUGCCCAAAGAGGGGCAGGAGGAGAGUAAAGGCACAGAGCUGAGCACCGUGACCGAGCAGGAGAACUUCCUGCCAGACGAAACCCAGGAUGAAGAGAAGGAGAAGCCGGUUACGUUUCAGGAGCUGGCUAAAGAUUUCCUUCCAUCUCUGAGGAGGCUCUUCAGGAACACCAUCUACGUGCUGAUGAUUCUCACAUACCUGGUUUCUGUCAACGGCUUCAUCGGCAUGAUCACCUUCAAGCCCAAGUUCAUGGAGCAGAUCUACGGCCAGUCGGCCUCUAAAGCCAUUUUCCUCAUAGGUGCAAUGAACCUGCCAGCAGUAGCUCUGGGGAUCAUCACUGGAGGUUUUGUCCUGAAGCGUUUCAAGCUGGGUGUGGUCGGCGCGGCCCGGCUGGCCUUCGGGGCGUCCCUCGGGUCUCUUUGUCUGCUGACCGUUCAGAGCUUCCUCCGCUGUGACAAUGCAGAGGUGGCAGGUAUAACCGCCUUGUAUCAGGGGGGUCCUCAGCUGUCCUAUGACCCACAGACCUUGCUGUCCCAGUGCAACAUGGGCUGUUCCUGCUCCAUGAAGCAAUGGGACCCGGUGUGCGCCUACAACGGGAUGACGUACGCCUCGCCCUGCCUGGCCGGCUGCCGAACCUCCAGCGGCACCGGCAAGGAGAGGGUGUUUCAUAACUGCACGUGCACCAGGGAGUUGAUGACUCCUGGCAUGAACAUGUCCGCAGUGCUGGGCCAGUGCCCCAGGAUAAGCAACUGUGAUUACAUAUUCAAAAUCUACAUGUCUUUGUCCGUCCUGGGGUCUUUCAUUUCCGCCUGUGGAGGGACGCCGGGAUACGUCGUACUGCUCAGGUCGAUACAGCCAGACCUGAAGUCACUGGCUUUGGGUAUGCAGAUUCUGAUAGUAAGAACUCUUGGUGGGAUUCCUCCUCCUAUAUACUUCGGAGCACUGAUUGACCAGACAUGUUUGAAGUGGGGGUCCAAGCAAUGUGGAGGCCGUGGAGCAUGUAGGAUUUAUGAUGCUGAUGCAUUCAGAAUUACGUUCUUGGGCUUGAUUACUGGACUGUACUUCCUGUCCAACAUCCUGUGGGGAGGACUUUAUUGUACAAUAGUCAAGACACACAAGAAGUCAACACUAAGGAAUCAGGCCAAGGAAAACGGACUGGAUGGUGACAAGUCGGGCAAUGGACACGCCAACAUCAGCAUUGUUAAAAACAAAGAGGACGCGGACAAUGAGAGCACUAUUUAAGAUUUCGGAGGAAGGCGACACCGUUGUAUAAAGCAGGUGAACGACACAGCACUGUGAAGCCUCCAUACUGGACCAAAUGCGGUCUUGGUACAGUGCCAGCGCUCUUUGGUCUUCAACAGCACACACAGACAUUGUUUUGAAAUAUCCACUGCUGUUUGUUCUUUAGAAAGGUCAAAGUUCCUCACUAAUGCUUAGUUUGAAUUGAAAAAAAACACCAAAAGUCAUGGAAUGAUCUGCAAUCGGCACACAUUGCGUUCAUUUUCAACUUCAAAUCAGCCAAGAAAAGAAAAUGUUCACUUGUUAUAAUCAUAUUUUAAUCAUUAUAAUAGUUGGCUUUUGAGCUGUGUCCAUUUAUACUUGAAUAGUAAAAAGUCAGGUUAUGAUAGUAAUGUCUCAUCCUACAACCUUAAAUUCAAAAGGGAUUUAUGUAUAUUUACAUUAUACAGUAUGUACAGUGUAUAGUUUUAAAUACAAGACAGAACUGUAGUAUUCGUGUUUUGUUAGUGAUCGACAAUUUGUUCUUUCAUGUUUUCAAGUUCUUUUCACAUUAUUUAGCUAACCUUAAAGCUCAUGGCUUAUUUGCAAAUGUGCUUAUGACAAGAAGUUUCUUUUUAUAUUUGUUUUAUUUACAGGCUAUAUCUUUGCCAGAUAACCUUUAUACUGACUGUUGCCCCAGCGACCUUUAUCUCAGCCGUCUGACUCUACACACACUUCUUGUUACAUCAUCAUUUUACAUAACAUUACAGGUCAUGGUCGUUCAUAAAGAAAAAGUGUGUUGUUGAGCUAGUAUCUGAAGUCCACUGAAGCUUGGACAGUGGACUAAGAGUGAGUGCAGUGUAACUUGAUUGUUAGUUCUUAUGCACUUUAGUCGUCAGUGAAAAUGUAUCAUCAAAUAGUUUUUAUAGAAUGUUUUUUAAUCAUUACUGCCUUUUUUUCUUAUUUUAUUUUACACUUUUGUCGAUCGUCCUUAGCAUAUCGUUAAACAUUAAAGACAAUAGUUUAUUUGUUUUA